Molecule: messenger RNA, 633 nt
Organism: Entamoeba dispar SAW760
Lineage: Eukaryota; Evosea; Mastigamoebida; Endamoebidae
Product: thymidylate kinase, putative
Exons: 2
Coding region: 1-633 (210 amino acids)
Biological process (GO): dTDP biosynthetic process; dTTP biosynthetic process; dUDP biosynthetic process
Cellular component (GO): cytoplasm; cytosol; mitochondrion
Molecular function (GO): ATP binding; dTMP kinase activity
Source: RefSeq, a predicted model, not a curated record
AUGAAUACUAAUCGUGGAUUACUUAUUGUAUUGGAAGGAAUUGAUCAAUCAGGAAAAUCAUCAGCUGCACAAAGGGUUUGUGAGAUGUUGGAAAAAAAAGGUAUUCAAAGUAUUAAACAACCAUUUCCUGAUAGAUCAACUGAUAUUGGAAAAUUAAUUGAUGAAUUUCUUCAUGGAAAGAAUUUACCACAACAAGUUGUUCAUUUACUCUAUUCUGCUAAUAGAUGGGAAGUUGCCCAAAAAAUUAAAGAAACUUUAGAGAAAGGAAUUACUAUUAUUUGUGAUAGAUACGCUUUUAGUGGAAUUGUUUAUAGCAUCGCUAAUGGAUUAGAUGAAAGGUGGUGUAAUUCUGCAGAUUCUGGAUUACCAAAACCUGAUAUUGUUUUCUUCCUUGAAUUAUCUCUUGAAGACGCAGAACAAAGAAGAAAAACAAUGAAAACAGAUCGUUAUGAAAACAUUAAAUUUCAAAGCAAAGUUAAAUGUGAGUAUGAAAAAUUUAAAGAUUCUAUGAAAUGGACUUGUAUAGACGCUCGUCAAUCAAAAGAAGAAGUUGCAUUAGAAAUUACCAGUAUAAUAGAACAACAACUUCCUCAACUCUCUAACCAACCAAUUAAAACAUUAGAUUUAAUUUAA